AUGGCCCAGAAAUCCGAGCCCAUCCUUAUCAUCGGCGCCGGCGUGUUCGGCCUGUCAACCGCCCUCGAACUGACCAAGAGAGGAUACACCAACAUCACAGUUCUCGACCGCCACGUCCCUCCGGUUGUCGAUGGAAGCAGUGUAGACAUCUCGCGCAUUAUCCGCGCCGACUAUGCCGACCCAAUCUACGCCCAGAUGGCCCUCGAAGCCUACAAGGGCUGGACGAGCACCUAUGCCGACUUCUACCACCAGUCGGGCUUCAUCCUCCUCUCUGAAACAACCAACAACAAAUACAUCCAGGGCUCGAAGCAAAACAUCAUCGACAAGGGAGGCCACGUCGAUGAGUUCUCCGAUAUCAGCCAGAUGCGACGUCUCUACCCAAGCAUCGAGGCCAACCUCCCCUCCGCCGAGGGCUACCACAACCCAAUAGGCGGAUGGGCAGACGCAGCAGGGAGCAUCGGCCGUCUCGCCUCUGAAUGCAGCGUCGCAGGCGUAUCCAUUAUAACAGGCCGCCGGGGAACAGUCCACUCGCUUCGCAGAUCCUCAAACCGCAUUGUUGGCGUCAAUCUCGCAGACGGAUCCCACCUCCUCGCAGCCCAGGUCAUUCUCGCCACGGGCGCCUGGUCAAACCGCCUCCUUGAUCUAUGCCAUACAGCGUCGUCCUCGGGUCAACCCGUUGGCUUUAUCCAGCUCACGCCCGAGGAGGCGUCCAAGUUCGCCAAACUCCCCGUCAUGAUCAACAUGACAACAGGCGUGUUCUCGUUCCCGCCUACGCCGGGGACUAACAUCCUCAAACUCGCCCGGCACGGCUACGGGUUCGCUACGGAAGUGCGUUCUGAAGCAACAGGGAGUGUGAUUUCUGGUCCUAGACGCGACGGCAGUAAUGCGUCGUCCGGGUAUCUCCCUGAUGACGCGGACGCUGCGCUUCGCGAUGGCCUGCGUGGGUUCUUCCCUAGUCUGGGGGAGCGGCCUUGGAUGAAUCGCAGACUGUGUUGGUAUACGGAUACGCCGACUGGAGAUUUUAUUAUCGAUCGGCAUCCCGAGUUAGAAGGGUUGUUUGUUGCUACGGGUGGUGCUGGACACGCUUUUAAAUUCCUCCCCGUCCUUGGAAAAUAUGUUGCGGAUUGCUUUGAGAACCGUGGCCCUAGUGAACUUCGCCAGAAGUGGAAGUUGAAGACGCCGACGAAUGGGUCUGGGUCUGUUGUUAUGGCUGGAGAUGGGAGUCGUGGUGGACCGCCUUUGAGGAAGUUGUCUGUGCAGGAGCAGUCGAAGCUGUAG
Aspergillus puulaauensis is the source of this 1278-nucleotide messenger RNA. RefSeq names its product NAD(P)/FAD-dependent oxidoreductase. Gene Ontology annotation, molecular function: flavin adenine dinucleotide binding; L-pipecolate oxidase activity; proline dehydrogenase activity. Lineage: Eukaryota; Fungi; Ascomycota; Eurotiomycetes; Eurotiales; Aspergillaceae. The record is from RefSeq and is a predicted model, not a curated record. The transcript is spliced from 2 exons. The coding region runs from base 1 to 1278 and encodes 425 amino acids.